UUCAAAAUUACAUCAAAAUGAAAGUAGCAUUUUGUACGGAUUUGGACAAAAGUGUAGUAUUGGCCAAUUGCGAAAAACGAAACUGGAUCCAAGUUGGACCGGACGAUGAAUGGAACAUUUAUUGGGCCGGCACUCUCACCUGCAGGAGCCUUUUCAGUGUCGACAGCGGCUACAGGAUGAACGACAAUCAAAUAAUAAACCAUUUCCCAAACCACUAUGAAAUAUCCCGCAAGGAUUUGUUAGUGAAAAAUAUCAAACGGUAUCGACGAGACCUAGAAAAAGAUUGUAAUCCUUUAGCUGAAAGAAGUGAGUCAAAAUAUCUGUAUUUAGACUUUAUACCAGUCACUUUUGUGUUACCGGCUGACUAUAAUAUGUUCGUCGAGGAAUACCGCAAGGCUCCACAGAGCACCUGGAUCAUGAAACCGUGCGGAAGAUCGCAAGGGGCUGGUAUAUUUUUGAUUAAUAAACUAUCUAAAUUAAAACGGUGGUCUAGGGAGUCAAAAACUCCAUUUCAACAACAAAUUGGCAAAGAAAGUUAUGUUAUUUCUAAAUAUAUCGAUAAUCCCCUAUUAAUUGGCGGAAAAAAGUUUGAUUUAAGACUCUAUGUUCUAGUCACUUCUUUCAGACCUCUGAAGGCAUAUCAAUUUCGGUUGGGAUUUUGCAGGUUCUGUACUGUAAAGUAUGACUCAAGUGUGGCGGAAUUAGACAACAUGUAUAUCCAUCUAACCAACGUUUCUGUGCAAAAACACGGAGGUGAAUACAAUUCUCUACACGGCGGAAAACUGAGUGUUCAAAAUUUGCGCCUGCAUCUGGAAAGCACGAAAGGUAAAAAAAUUACGGAAAAACUAUUCGACCAAAUUAGCUGGUUAAUCAUCCACUCUCUCAAGGCUAUAGCUCCUGUUAUCGCUACAGACCGUCAUUGCUUCGAAUGCUACGGAUAUGACAUCAUAAUCGACAACAACCUUAAACCGUGGCUCAUCGAGGUUAAUGCUUCACCUUCACUUACGUCCACCACUGCCAACGAUAGAAUUCUCAAACACAAGCUUCUGGACAAUAUCUUCAAUAUCGUUAUACCACCUUCUGGCAUGCCUGAUGUGCGAUGGAACAAGAUCCCUUCGCCGCAAGCUCUCGGUGAUUUUGAACUUCUCAUUGAUGAAGACAUGGUUGGCCAAAGUGAAGCUGGUGGUGAUAUAAACAUUAAAACGAACAAGUGGAGAUAAACUAACUGAUGAACGUUUUGUUGUACUAAUAUUAAAGUUUUAAAUAUUAUGUAUAUUAAACAAUGUGAUUAAAAAAA
Molecule: messenger RNA, 1297 nt
Organism: Diabrotica balteata
Lineage: Eukaryota; Metazoa; Arthropoda; Insecta; Coleoptera; Chrysomelidae
Source: the annotation of a GenBank genome assembly